CCUCCCUCUACCACAAUGAAGUAUUACUACCCGAACACACUUCCCAGGUACAGGCGAUAUGCAAGAAGCCUCAAGACUGUGCGAUUUCCCAAUGAUGUUCUCUUCCAGGACCACAUUCGGCAGGGUGACCUGGAGCAGGUGGGGCGUUUCAUCCGUGCCAGGAAGGUCACCUUGGACACCAUCUACCCCUGUGGUAUGGCCGCCCUCCAUGAAGCGGUGCUUUCUGGGAACCUAGACUGUGUCAAGCUCUUGGUGAAAUAUGGCGCUGACAUCAAUCAGAAAGAUGAGGAUGGCUGGACGCCUCUGCACAUGGCCUGCAGUGAUGGUCAUGCUGACAUUGCAAGGUACCUUAUCUCUCUUGGGGCCCAACGUGAUGCCACCAAUGAUGAAGGGGAGAAGCCAUCUGACCUUAUUGACCCUGAGUACAAGGAACUUGUAGAGCUUUUCAAAGCAGCCCGAGUGGACUAAGCUUCUGCCCCUCAGUUCUUUCCCAUCUGAAGUCCAGUCUCCAUUGCAAGCCAACACAUUUGUUGCAUGCAGGGAAGGAGGGUAGCAAAGUUGCCCCUACUAGGUUGGCAAGGAGUUGUAUGGACUACUAAAGAGACCACAAUUUGACUGCCUUGUGUUUGUAUGAGACUGGCUGCUCCAGGGUUUCUCAGAGGUAUGCUUGAGACAGCCCUUUCAAAAAGCAAUGUAACCUUCUGUACUAUGGCCCAUUGUCCAGUACCCGCUGGAGUCAGGCUUUAGCUAAAAUGGGAAUAAUGGCUCGGACAUACUGAUGGCACUGUUGUGCAAAGGUUCACAGAGGUGGCCAUGAGAUGAACUCGACUAGUACCAAUUUGCUGCAAGCAUACAUCUUCCGGUUUGCAUUUGGCAAUGACCAUGAUUCUAAAUAAUGCUAUCUCAGCAACAUUCAAACCAUUUUCCUGAACAGCCCUUACAUAAUUAUCCUGAUGAGAAAAUAGUCCCAAUUUCAAGUUGGCAACUGUACAUAUGGACUAUUCCA
Varanus komodoensis (Komodo dragon) is the source of this 1006-nucleotide messenger RNA. RefSeq names its product protein phosphatase 1 regulatory subunit 27 (gene PPP1R27). The coding region runs from base 16 to 468 and encodes 150 amino acids. The transcript is spliced from 3 exons. Gene Ontology annotation, molecular function: phosphatase binding. The record is from RefSeq and is a predicted model, not a curated record. Lineage: Eukaryota; Metazoa; Chordata; Lepidosauria; Squamata; Varanidae.